Diaporthe amygdali is the source of this 1956-nucleotide messenger RNA. RefSeq lists its product as uncharacterized. NCBI's taxonomy places the organism in Eukaryota, Fungi, Ascomycota, Sordariomycetes, Diaporthales, Diaporthaceae. The coding region runs from base 1 to 1956 and encodes 651 amino acids. The transcript is spliced from 3 exons. Gene Ontology annotation, molecular function: flavin adenine dinucleotide binding; oxidoreductase activity, acting on CH-OH group of donors. The record is from RefSeq and is a predicted model, not a curated record.
AUGCGUCCCAUUACUUUCCUAAGCCUUCUGGCUUCUUCUUUCUCUGCUGCCCGCGCUGAGGACCUUUCCGGGUACGAGUAUGUCGUAGUUGGUUCGGGUGCUGGUGGCGGUCCAGUUGCGGCUCGUCUAGCCCUGGCCGGCCACAAAACGCUCUUGAUUGAAGCUGGAGAUGACCAGGGUGCCAAUGUCAACUAUACGGUACCGGCUUUUAAUGCCAAGGUGUCCGAAGACGACAAGGUAUCCUGGAACUUCUUCGUACGUCACUACGCCAACGACACGCAACAGGCUCGCGACUGGAAGACCAGCUACGAUACCCCAGAUGGCGGCAUAUAUACCGGUCUCGACCCCCCGGCAGGUUCUGUCAUGAAGGGGACACUCUACCCAAGGACCGGCACGCUUGGUGGCUGUACCGCGCACAACGCCCUGAUCGCCGUGUACCCUCACGAGUCUGACUUUGAGUAUCUUGCGACCCUGACCGGUGACUCGUCAUGGUCUCCAGACAACAUGCGCAAGUACUUCGUCAAGCUCGAGGACAACAACUAUCUCACCACUGAUGUCGUUGGACACGGCUAUGAUGGAUGGCUGUCGACCGAGAUACCGCCCCUGAGCAUCGUCCUUGGCGACCCACAGCUUCUCGAGGUCUUGACUGGUGGCGCAUUCGCCUUGGGCAAUGUGACUGGUAGUGUUAUCGAUCUGGCUACCCUCGUGGCUGGUGAUCUCAACGCCGACGGUCUCGCCCGGGACCAGACCGAGUCUUACUACCAGAUCCCCCUGAGCACUCACAACUCCUCCCGCACUGGAUCUCGAGAAUUCGUUGUCGCUGUGCGCGAUGCUGUCAACGCCGACGGUUCCAAGAAGUAUCCACUUGAUGUGCGCCUGAACUCCCACGUCACCAAAAUUAUCUUCGACCAGACACAAUCGCCUCCUGUUGCUACCGGAGUCGAGUUCCUCGACGGUGCGCACUUGUAUAGUGCUAGCCCCUUGAGCACUGGCAGCACCGGUACUCCUGGUUCUGUGAAUGCUUCCCGUGAGGUCAUCAUUUCUGGUGGCGUCUACAACUCCCCCCAAUUGCUCAAGCUCUCUGGCAUUGGCCCCAAGGCAGAGCUCGAGUCCUUCAACAUCUCCGUUGUCGUCGACCUCCCCGGUGUAGGAACCAACCUGCAGGACCACUACGAGAUCUCCGUUAAUGCCAAAGUGCCGACCAAUUGGACCGCAUUUGAGGGUUGCACCUGGCAAUUUGACGGCGAGGCAGACGCGUGCCUUGACCGCUGGGAAAACCCCGUCCUUGGCGACCACGGCACCUAUGCGUCCGCUGGCCUUGCUGCGACAAUGCUGUACAAGAGCACCGUGACGGCCGACAACAGCUUCGACGUCUUCGCGUUCGGCGGUCCCGUCAACUUCCGGGGCUACUUCCCUGACUAUAGCUACAACGCCACUAAACUGCAUGACUGGUUCAGCUGGGCCAUCCUCAAGGCUCACCCGCGCAACCGCGCUGGCAGCGUCACUCUCCGCAGUGCCAACCCACUUGACGUUCCUGAAAUUGUCUUCAACUACUUCCAGGACGGCGCCGACGAUGACCUGCAGGCACUCUACGAGGCAAUCGAGCUCGCCCGCGACGCCUUCGCGCGCCAGCUCGUGCCCACCGUUGAGUCGCUACCCGGCAACACCACCGCUACCGAGGAUGAGAUCAAGCAGUACGUCCGAGACGGCGCCUGGGGCCACCACGCCUCGUCGACGUGCCCUAUCGGCACCGAUGACGACCCGUAUGCUGUCCUCGACUCUAACUUCCGUGUCCGCGGAGUCCGCGGCCUUCGUGUUGUGGAUGCCUCUGUCUACCCGCGCAUUCCCGGCACAUUCACUGCUGUUUCGACUUAUAUGGUUGGCGAGAAGGCAGCUGAUGUUAUUUUGACUGGGCUAGCUGGGAACUCAACGACAAACUCCACGACUUCGGUCUGA